AUGCCGUCUUCAUCAGCUUGCCAACCACUCGAUGAAACAGCGGCCAGACCAGGCGUUAUUGCGCACAUGAUCGACGGUUUCAUAAUCGAAGAAUACCUAGAGCCGCUGCCGAGCAGCUUUGCAACGAGUGUUCGCGAGAACAAACAGACCGCGCCUCCCGUCCUGGGCCCGCGCUUGUCCCUUGCAUCAGCUACUGCUGCCGCCUUAGACAAGUGCACGUCCCUGCCAACUUCUGUGACGAGCGUAGUCCCGACCAUGUCACAGGCCGUGACUGCGGUCGUGAACACCUACCAGGUCCCGACACAUUUGUCCCUUGCAUCGGCUCCUGCUGCGCCCUCAGACAAGUGGAUGUCCCUGCCGACGGCUGCCUCAAGCGUAGGUCCGACCAUGUCUCAGGCCACGACUGCAGUGAUGAACACCUACCAGGCCCCAACCUAUGAUAGUGGCCCUGUCUCCCUCCAAAAGUGGGCCGUUGACCAGUUUACGGCACCACUUGGGCAAGCGUGCAAGCCGACGUUCUUCAGGAACAGUCCAAGAAAAUGGACAGUGGAAGAGGUGACUGGCUAUAUAUGGGGGAUUACAGGCUGCGCAGACUACGCCGAAAAAUUUCGCACCCAGGAGAUCGAUGGAGAGGCGAUGUUCCUUCUUGAAGAACAUCACCUUAUGACAGUCAUGAACAUCAAACUCGGCCCAGCACUCAUCAUAUGUUCCAGGAUAAGAUCACUGCAAGAAAAACUGUAG
This is a messenger RNA of Dermacentor silvarum, 741 nucleotides long. Its product is annotated as polyhomeotic-like protein 2. NCBI's taxonomy places the organism in Eukaryota, Metazoa, Arthropoda, Arachnida, Ixodida, Ixodidae. The record is from RefSeq and is a predicted model, not a curated record. Gene Ontology annotation, molecular function: protein binding. The transcript has a single exon. Bases 1 to 741 code for a protein of 246 amino acids. Gene Ontology annotation, cellular component: PRC1 complex.